Messenger RNA from Empidonax traillii (willow flycatcher), 885 nucleotides. It is a transcript of the gene PHOX2B, whose product is annotated as paired like homeobox 2B. The transcript has 3 exons. Bases 1 to 885 code for a protein of 294 amino acids. Gene Ontology annotation, biological process: regulation of transcription by RNA polymerase II. Gene Ontology annotation, molecular function: RNA polymerase II transcription regulatory region sequence-specific DNA binding; DNA-binding transcription factor activity, RNA polymerase II-specific. Lineage: Eukaryota; Metazoa; Chordata; Aves; Passeriformes; Tyrannidae. The record is from RefSeq and is a predicted model, not a curated record.
AUGUAUAAAAUGGAAUAUUCUUACCUCAAUUCCUCUGCCUACGAGUCCUGUAUGGCUGGGAUGGACACUUCGAGCCUGGCUUCAGCUUAUGCUGACUUCAGUUCCUGCAGCCAAGCCAGUGGCUUUCAAUAUAACCCUAUAAGGACCACUUUUGGGGCCACCUCUGGCUGCCCAUCCCUCACUCCAGGAUCCUGCAGUCUCGGCUCUCUUAGGGACCACCAGAGCAGUCCAUACGCAGCAGUUCCUUACAAACUCUUCACCGACCACGGGGGUUUAAACGAGAAGAGGAAACAGAGGCGGAUCAGAACCACGUUCACCAGUGCCCAGCUCAAGGAACUGGAGAGGGUGUUUGCAGAGACUCAUUACCCUGACAUAUACACCCGGGAGGAGCUGGCACUCAAGAUAGACCUCACUGAGGCGAGAGUACAGGUCUGGUUCCAGAACCGCCGCGCCAAAUUCCGCAAGCAGGAGCGGGCGGCGGCGGCGGCGGCGGCUGCCGCCAAGAACGGGGCGGCCGGCAAGAAGUCCGACGCCUCCCGCGACGACGAGAGCAAGGAAGCCAAGAGCACCGACCCCGACAGCACGGGCGGCCCCGGCCCCAACCCCAACCCCGCGCCCAGCUGCGGCGGAGGCGGCGGUGGCGGACCCAGCCCCGCGGCCGGGCAGGGAGCGGGGGGGCCCGGCGGUCCGGGGGGCGAGCCGGGCAAGGGAGCGGCGGGGCCCGGCGGGCUGGCGGCGGCGGGGCCGGGGCAGGGCUGGGCGCCGGGGCCCGGGCCCAUCACCUCCAUCCCCGAUUCGUUAGGGGGCCCCUUCGCCAGCGUCCUCUCCUCGCUGCAGCGGCCCGGCGGCACCAAAGGCAGCCUCGUCAAGAGCGGCAUGUUCUGA